Xiphias gladius (swordfish) is the source of this 2558-nucleotide messenger RNA. Its product is annotated as high mobility group protein B2-like. Gene Ontology annotation, biological process: regulation of transcription by RNA polymerase II. NCBI's taxonomy places the organism in Eukaryota, Metazoa, Chordata, Actinopteri, Istiophoriformes, Xiphiidae. The record is from RefSeq and is a predicted model, not a curated record. Gene Ontology annotation, molecular function: DNA binding, bending. Bases 143 to 745 code for a protein of 200 amino acids. The transcript has 5 exons.
CUCGACCCAGUUUGAAAGUGAACCAACGGCUCCAGUCGCUGCUUCAGUCCCCAAACAACAACAAGAAUCCAGGAUCCAAAACCCGAGAACCGGUCCGAAGUCUGCCUUAGCCCGUAGCCGGUCCUCCUGACGAGCCGCAAGUAUGAUGCGUAAAGACGUCAACAAGCCGAAGGGGAAGACGUCGGCGUACGCCUUCUUCGUCCAGACGUGUCGAGAGGAGCACCGGAAGAAAAACCCUGAACAGUCGGUCAACUUCGCCGAGUUCUCCAAGAAAUGCUCUGAGAGAUGGAAGGCUUUGUCUCCCAGUGAUAAGAAGUGUUUCGAGGACAUGGCCAAGGCCGACAAGGUGCGUUACAACAGGGAGAUGAGAGACUACGUCCCACCCAAGGGCUUCGGAAAGAGGGGCCGCAAGAGGAAAGACCCCAAUGCACCCAAAAGACCCCCGUCUGCGUUCUUUGUGUUCUGCAGUGAGUACCGUCCCAGUGUGAAGCAGCAGUAUCCUGGUCUGUCUAUAGGCGACUGUGCCAAGAAACUGGGAGAGAUGUGGAGUAAACUGUCCCAGUCCGAAAAACAGCCGUACGAAGAGAAGGCCCAGAAACUACGAGAGAAAUACGACCGGGAUAUGGUGGCGUACCGCGGCGGCGGCACGUAUGCCAGGAACCCCGGCUCCUCAGCUCAGGGAGGAGAGGAAGAGGAAGACGACGAGGGGGAGGACGAAGACGAGGAGGAGGACGAUGACGAGUAGAGACGAGGAGCGGCAGCUGGAUGAGAGAGAGAGAGCGAGCGAGAGAGAAUGUGUUAGAGAGAAAGAGAGACAGGUAGGUGUGUGUGUUUCAGAGGUCAGACUGUUUUUAAACACAGUGAAGGGGAGGGUCUGUGACAGCUGAUUGGACCAGAGGAGACAGAGGGUGGAGCUUCACAGCAGGUGUUUAGAGAUUAGAAACAGACAGAGUUUAAAACAAAGUAAAUGUCAGACUUUUGAUGUGAAAAGACAAAGCUCCUGCUGAACGACAGCAGCCUCCUCUGAAAUUUACUGCUGCAGCUGAUUGUAGGGAGAGAAGAAGAAGAGGAGGGACAGGUGAAGAUGAAGGUAAACUCAACUUUACAUCAGGGAGUCCAUCUGCCAGCCAAUCUGUCGCGAUGGUAACGGGGAGCAAUUUGGUCAGCAGGUUGGUUCACUGAUGACGAGUUUAACAGUCAGAUAUUAACUUCAGUUUGUGUCAUUGACAAAGCGACAGGAAGCUCUUUGUUUUCUAACGAACGGGAAAUCGAACAGCAGUGUUUCUCCAUCAGAUCUAGGGGGCACGUUCGGUUACAAACAGUGUUAUCGCUUGGUAGUUUAACAUUUUCCCCUUCAGGAGAUUUAAAGUCAAAUAUCUGGAGACAGUUUAGUAAAAGGUUGUUAGUGUUCAAAUGUUUCCCUGUGUGUUUUCUUCCUUCCAGGCAGCUACUGGCUUCAGUUCAGUUCACUAUGAAACUUUGCAGAUAGCUAACCCUUCACAGACAACAUCAGGACCUCAGUGUUCAGCGUCGGGCUGUGUUGUUGUUGGGUCGUAUCAGCACAGACUGAUUUAAACAGUUUGAUACGACACAAACAGCCACAACACAGAUAUUAAAGAUAACUUCUUCCUCAGAUUUAGUUACCUCCAAUAUUAGUUAUUACGAUUAAUAAGGUAAUACUAACUUGAUUCAGACACUGAGUCCGAGGUCAGGACAGCCAUGUGUUUCCUCCACAUCCUUCACUAUGAUGUUACUCGGAAACAUCACAAGUUCAAACCACUUAUCGCAGUUCAUUCGUAGUAAGAUUGGUGGUCAGUGACUAUGUAGUUAGUUUUCUGAGCCUUUAUGACACUUAUAGGGACUGUUUUCAUUUAAGGAGUAAGUUCAGUGUGUUGCUGGUUUGAACUGUUUGAUUCAGUUCAGGACAAAUUUAGGCUCAAAUUAUCACAGGUUAUAAGGUCAGUGGCUCAGACCUGUCACACACUUUCUGUUGCUUUUUAAAGAUGAUCGUGUAGUUUUCAGUCUGUAAAGAGCUUCAGUGUAGAGAGCUAAUCAGUAGCUCUCUUAAUGAGCAGACAGUGACUGAUUAAUGAGUUCAGUCGGUUUGCGUGUUAAGUGUUGGUUCGUGUAUUGAAAACAGGUGUACAGUGGAGCUGAUGGACAGGAAGAGAAGCCAGCGGCUGUCUGGAGGAAGGACAUCAGUCUAAUUACUACUUUAUAAAUGUCACCUGGAUAUAAAGCCCAGGUUGAAACCGUGAGAUCUCCUGCACACUGUCAGCACAUGCAGUCUGUUUAUUAGACACUGUAACGAGGUCACAUGACCAGAUGGGGUUGGGUUAUUAAACAGAUGGAGAGCGCCCUCAGUCUGCACCUGAUGAUGUUAAUGUUUUAACAUGUUAAAACCUCGUCGGUGUGUUUGUUUGAUCAUGUGACUGAUGACGAUGUUCACCUGUAUUCAGGCAGACAGGCAGAGAGAGAGACCGGUCGCUCUGAAACACACACACAAAGGACCAGAGAGUGAGUGUGAGUGUGUGUCUGUGUGUGUGGGUGUGUUACCU